CUGCACUCAGACGACAUGGCCUCUCCACGGCUGUACGGCCGAGCGGCGCUGGACAUCGCUAAUGUCAUGCAGAAGCUGCAGGAUGAGCAAGAGGCAGUGCAGAAGAGAACCUUCACAAAAUGGAUCAAUUCUCAUUUAGCAAAGCAUAAACCACCACUGGAGGUGAAUGACCUGUUCGAGGAUAUUAAAGAUGUGGUGAAGCUCUUGGCUCUGUGGAGGUGCUGUCUGGUCAGAGACUUCCAUGUGAGCAAGGCCGCCAGCUCAAGAGGAUCCACUGGGUCUCUAACAUUGGCACCCGCACUCAAAUUCCUCGAAGGCCGAAAGAUUAAACUGGUUAACAUUCAUGCCACUGACAUCGCAGAUGGACGACCAUCCAUUGUCCUUGGGUUGAUGUGGACCAUUAUCCUCUACUUUCAGAUUGAGGAGUUAACCAGUAACCUGCCAGCCUUACAGGCCUUAUCCACUAGCAACUCCUCCGUAGAGAGCAUUCCAGGCUCAGAAACAGGAAGUCCUCCAAUGAAGAGGAAGGUGGUCAACAAGUUUCAGGGCAAUGCCAAAAAGGCCCUGCUCCAAUGGGUGCAGUGCACAGCAGCCAAGUAUCAUGGAAUUGAAGUGAAGGACUUCGGGCCCAGCUGGCGCAGCGGUGUUGCAUUUCAUUCGGUGGUGCACGCCAUCCGGCCAGACCUGGUGGACAUGGAGGUAGUGCGAAGGAGGACCAACAGGGAGAAUUUAGAGGAGGCCUUUGCACUUGCAGAGAAUGAGCUCGGCAUUCCUCGUCUGCUUGAUCCUGAAGAUGUGGAUGUAGACAAGCCGGAUGAAAAAUCCAUCAUGACAUAUGUGGCUCAGUUCCUGAAACACUAUCCAAACCUCCAUCACUCUGACACCGACGGACAUGAUGAGCUGCUUCUUGGCUCAAUUCCCACUUUUGCACUCUCUGUGCCGGUGCUACAGAGAGAGGAGAGAAAGAUGCUGAGAGAGCUGAAGGUGUUUUUAGACCAGCUGGAGAGAGACGUUCUGCGAGCCCAGGGCGCUGAGGGGAACCUGACUGACAAAUAUACGGCAUUUAAGAGCUUCAGCGUACAGUAUGAGAUGAAAAAAAAGCAGACAGAUCCUCUGCUGCAGCCGGUGCACAAAGACGGCAAGCUGUCUGUGGACCAAGCUCUGGUCAAACAGUCGUGGGAGCGCGUGUCUGCCAGGCUGCUGGACUGGCACAUCCAUCUGGACAAGUCCCUGCCUGGUCCUCUGGGUGUGAUUGGAGCCUGGCUUCACCGUGCAGAGAUGGCUCUGAGAGAUGACAUUCCCAUCCACCAUGCUCAUGACGAGACAGCCAAUGUUAUCCACAGAAAAUUAGAACAGCAUAAGGAAGUAUUAAAAAACCUGGAAUCGCACCGGCAAACUUUCCAGCAGAUCCACAGGGACAGAUCUGUGAAUGGAGUUCCUGUCCCACCAGAGCAGCUUCAAGACAUGGCUGAACGGUUUAACUUUGUAUCCACAUCAUCACAUGCUCAUUUGAUCAAACUUGAAUUCUGGGAAAUGAAGUAUCGACUGAUGGCUUUCCUUGUGUUGGCUGAGUCAAAGCUCAAGUCCUGGAUCAUCAAAUAUGGCAGAAAGGACUCUGUGGAACUCCUUUUGCAAAGUUAUCUUACAUUCACUGAAGGUCAUCGGUUCUUUGAGCAGUAUGAGAUCAUCUUCACAUCACUCAAACAGGCAGCAAAGGUUUAUGUCAAGUCCGACAGUUCAAUUGAUGAGGCAGAAGGGGUGAGUAAAUUCCUCAGCGAUGCCACAGCUCAGUGGAAGAACCUGGCCUUGGAGGUGCGAAGUGUGCGCAGUAUGCUGGAGGAGGUGAUCUCCAACUGGGAGAAGUACAGCAGUACAGUGGCAGCUCUGCAGGCCUGGCUGGAGGACGCUGAGCAGAUGCUCAACCAGUCAGAGAGCACCAAACGGGACUUUUUCAGAAGCCUCUGUCACUGGAUCCAGCAGCACAUGGACAUGAAUGACGCCGGGAACUUCCUCAUUGAGACUUGUGAUGAAACAGUGUCUCGAGAUUUGAAGCAGCAGCUUCUUCUUCUAAAUGGCAGAUGGAGAGAGCUUUUUGUCAAAGUCAAACAUUAUGCAAGAGCCGAUGAGGUGGACAAGUUAAGACAAGACUACCAAGAUGGGAUUAAUACCCUGAAAAUGUUCAUGGAUGCAACCAAUGAGAAGAUGACCACUCCUGUUCAAGUAUCUUUCCUAAAUGUCAGGGCUUUUGUUCAAGACGUUGAGGAAAUCAAGCACAAAGUUCCUGCUAUGGAAGCAGCAUGUAAGGCAGCAAGUCGUACUGCUCAGCUGUUAACCAAAGACACUCCACCAGAGGAGGUUUCACAGAUGAUGGCUGUCAUGUCCUCAAUCAAAGAACAGCUGAGCAAGGUGAGGGAGAGAUGUUUACCGUUGCUGAGGGAGUCCCAGUCGCUUUUACCUCCACUGGAAGAAAUGGAGAAGAACAUCACAGGCUUCUAUCAGGCUCUGGAGAAAGCCAGCCAUAUUACCAGCACCAUGGACUCUGAGGGGCCGGUAGACUUCAAACAAAAAUGUCAGGAGCUGGCGACCUUCACACACAGUUGUAAGAAGUGUUUGACAGUGAUCGAAAGAACCCACCAGAGCAUCCAGAAGAUAAUGAAUAGCAGUAAAACCCUGCAACACAUGGAUAUGAAACUCCUGCAGAAACGAGUCCUGGACCUGCAGGCCUCAUCACAGACCAUGAUUAGGGAGUCCACAGAAUGGCGGAAGCAUGUGGAGGCAAACAGUAGCCUCAUGAAGAGGUUUGAUGAGUCACGGUUAGAGCUGGAGAAGGUUCUUAAAAUGGCUCAGAACUGUCUGACAGAGAGAGGCAACCCAGAGGAGCUGCUCAAGAAGCACACGGAGUUUUUUGGCCAGCUGGACCAGCGUGUCUUGAAUACAUUCCUCAAGGCUUGUGAUGAGCUGACUGACAUUUUGCCAGAACAGGAGCAGCAGUCUCUGCAGGAAACAGUCCGCAAGCUGCACAAACACUGGAAGGAUAUCCAGGCUGAUGCCCCCUUCCACCUGCUACACUUGAAAGUGGAGGUGGAGAGGAGCAAGCUGAUGGUGUCUCUGCAGGAGUGCCAGGCCGAGUUGACCAAGGAGAACCGCCACCUUACAGGGAUGGGCAGUGAACGUCUCAUCAAGGAGCACAGGGCUUUCUUCAGGGAAAAGGGUCCGCAGUCCAUCUGUGAGAAGAGGCUGCAGCUGAUGGAGGAACUUUGUCAAAAACUCCCAGAAGGCGACCCCGCCCAUCAGACCCUGGAGACGGCAAGAAAGGACUUCGCUGAGGUCCGAGAGGAAAUCGAGAACACCCAUCAGAAGCUAAUGCAACACCAAGACAAAUGGAAGGACUACGAUGCAAGAUAUGCUGAACUCUCCUGCUGGCUGAUUUCCAAAGAAAGCCAACUGAGGCUGUUGAGAAGCAGAGCCAACGAUCCCAGAAAGUACAGCCAAGUCAAAGCUACCAUCACGGAACUGAGAAAUGAUGCCGAGCUGCAGGAGGGCAAUCUCAGCUGGCUUAAAGCCCGUAUGGCUGUGCUCAUCGAGAUCUGUGCUGACAGUGAUGCCCAGAGGCAAGGAAGUGCACUAAGCAAGCUCUCCUCUGACUUUAAGGCUCUUCUUCUGUCUCUCGUAGAGGCAGAGAAAAUGGUGUUGGCUGUGGGUGACUGCGUACAGUUCAGGGAGGAAGUACAAACUACUUUGGAUGAUCUUGUUCAGGGGCAGAGAGAAGUUCAGGCUGAAGUCACCAAAAUAUUGGAUUGCCAAACUGUUCGAGAAGCCCAGCAGCUACAUCUCAUCCACGAGCAACUGUUAAAACGGCUCAAGCUGAAGCGAAGGAAUGUGCAGCAGCUCAUCACCAGAGGCCAGCAGCUCCAGGCUGAGGAGGGACUGGGAGAGGCUCUGCAGCAAGACCUGCAGUGUUUAGAGAACACACUCAGCAAAAUGGAGCAGAAUAUGGAUUCACAGGAGCAAAGCCUUGAGGUCACACUGGCAGCCUGGCAGGAGUUCGACAGUCAGCAGGAAGCGGUGAUUGAGUUUGUCAACAAGGCACGUUCCACAAUGGAAAGAGAUCUGAACUUUAGCAGCCCGGAGAGCCUGGCAGUGGAACUGGACCAGGCCAGAGUGAUGCUGAAGCAGUGUGAAGCAGAGGCCUCUCAUAUGAACACGUUGUUAAAAAGAGCUACAGAAAUCCAGCUUGGUCCAAAGAAUAAGAAUUUGCUUGUUCAACAAGCUCGUUCCUUGAGUGAGCAAGUGGACAAAGUGGAGGCUGGCCUCAAAAAUGAUGUCAAGACUUUGGAAGAAAUGAAAAUUCAGUGGGAUCGAUUUGGAGCUGGAUUUGACGCCUUUUCUGCAUGGAUAUCGGAAAAGGAGAAGCAACUGGAUGUCCUGAAAAACUCUACUCUUCCUCUUGAGCAACAGAUUAGCACAGUGAAGGCUGUGGGUACAGAGCUUCAGGAGCGGACGGAGGUUCUUUCUCAGCUGGAGGCUGAUUCUCAGGCACUGGCCCAGUUUGUGUCUUCAGGGGAGACUGCUCGCAUCAAGGCCCGUCUGACCCAAAUCGGCAGGUACUGGGAGGAGCUGAAGGAGAGCGUGCAGCAGUUAGACAGUCAGCUGGAAGAAAGCUCCUCUCACCAGCGGAGGUUCAGAACAAGUCUAGAGGAGGUCCAAGCAUCCCUCAGUGAACUUCACACAAAACUGGAGCAUCCUACUAAAUCCUGCACCUCCUCAUCAGAAACCUACCAAACUCUUCAAGACCACAUGGAUGUGUGUCAGAGCCUGGAAAGACUGAAAGGAACCAUGCUGUCCCUGUCAGCUGGCGCCCGAAGACUCAGUGACAGAGAGCAGGCAGAGAAGACGGCGGCAGAGCUACACAGCAGAUACGACCGACUUGUCCACGAAGCCAAAGAGAAACAGAAUGCUUUGGAGAGCCUGCUGUCUCAUUGGCAAAAGUAUGAGAAACAAUGCACAAACUUCAUUUCAUGCUUGGACAGAAGUGAAUCUGCAUCCAAACCAGACAGCCAGUGUCUGUCAGCAGAUAAAGCAAAGCUCCGCAGUGAGCUACAGGAUUUGCAGUCCUUGCAAUGUGAGGUCCAGUCUCUUGAGCUGGCCCAUGUGGAACUGGCAUCUUUAGGGACAUUAUUGUAUCCUAAUGCACCAGAGGAGAGAGUGAAGCAGCUAAAAGAUGAACUGGAGACACUACAAAAAAGAUUGCAUGUUCAAAAAGAAGUCAUCCCUCAGAGAAUCAAAGACAUCCAAAGCCAUUUAUCCCUGGUGGAGCAGUUUGACCAGGCCCUGAUAAAAUUUUCUCAAUGGAGCGACUCCGUCCUUUCAAAUUUACACUCAUCUUGUCAAAUCAACAUUACCAACCUACAGUCUGCUGUAGUUCAAGUAAAGGAAAUCCAGGCGUCCUUAGAGAAGCACUCCAGUGUGAGACAGAGCUUAGAACAGCAGACUGGUAAGCUCUGUCAGUUCUGUGAGCCUGCUGAUGCAGAGUUCUUCCGAAGCAGAGCAGAAAGUUGUCUGCAGCCCUACCUGGAGGCUAAACACCUUGCAGAGCUCCAGUUAGAAUGCCUGGAAAGACUUGAAGCCUUUCUGCAGUCCCACAGCAUGGCUGCAGGAGUGUUGCGUGGUCUGAGACAGACUGUGGAAAGUGCUGGUAGCUGGGACCGGGGACGAGUAGACGAGCUGCAGCAGGAGCUGGCCAUUAUUGUCCCUGAUAUUACUCAACUUGAACCUCUAGCAGUUCAUCUGGAUAGCAGUCUAUGCAAAAGCCAUCUCCACAUUGGUGCCGAUGAAGGUUCUCGUAAGUCAUGCCGCAUGUUGGCUGAUUCACUCAGUGCUGAAUUGGAUACAGUGAGGAACUUGCUUGGUACUAAGCAGAAUGAAGCUGAGGCCUUGGGGGCUCUGUGGACCUCAUUCAGACAGCGGAAGGAGCAACUACUUAAAGCUGUGGAGGAUAUUGAAGAGAAAGCAGACCACCAGAGCUUCAAAGAGCCUACUCUGCACGCUGUCCAACAGAGGCUGCGUUUCUUUAAUCAGCUGGAGGAUGAGCUGCAGUCACAUCAGCAUGAAGAGCAGUGGCUGAGGGAUAAAGGCAACCAGCUGGCCCAAAGAGACGCCGAGCUGGCAGGGGAGGUGCUGAGGGAAAUCAGCCUGUUGGAGACCACAUGGGAAGACACCAAGAGGCUCAUCAUAGAAAGACAGGAACAGUGCAAUGUUCUUGCUGAGCUCAUGAGAGAAUACCAAGCCCUGAAAACCUCAAUCAGCAGCAUCAUUGAAAGCACUGAAUCUAUUGUGGAGAUAAGCUCUGUUUUGAAGGAUUAUGAGGAAACCAAAAGAUUGCUUACAAAGCAUGAGACAGUGAAAAUAGAUAUGGCCAGCAAGCAACAUGAACUGGACCAGUUUUCCAGCAAAGGAAAGCUGCUUGUGACUGAGCUAAAGAAGAUUCCUGAGUGUGAUUUUCAAAUGAUGAAAAAGGAUGCAGAGACACUUGUGGAUCAGUGGCUGGAUGUGUCUGAGAAGAUCGAUGACAACAUUGAGUGCCUGAACCAGAGUUUGGUAAUGUGGGAAGAUGUCCAUAAAAUGACUGAGGACAUUGAGAGCUGGACAGGCCGCUGCGGGAUUGAACUGAAUGAAAGUCUGAACAAUCUCAACAACAGCCAGAAGCUGGCAGCAAGACUCUCCACACUACAGAUAGAAAUAGGGGAAAAGGAGCAGAAACUAGAAACUCUACAAAGCAAAAUCUCAGACCUGAAGAAGUGCAUUCAAAGUCAAGACACCCCUGCAAAAUUACAGGUGCUGGAAAAUGACCUGCGAAAGAAAAUCAGCGCUGUUCAGAAGCUACUCGACCAAUCCAGGGGGAACCUCAUGGACUUUAGUUCUCAAAGGAAACAGUUGGAAGAUUACAUCUCACAGAUGUCUGCGUGGUUAAAAAGUAUGGAGGAUUCUCUGGUUUCAUCUCCCACCGGCUCUGAUCCUGAGGACAUCUGCAGAGUCAAGGACCUUCAAAAAGAGCUGCAAAAUCAGCAAGGAAGUAUCGACUCGACCAGGGAGAGCCUCAACACUUUGUGUCGAAAAUAUCCCUCUGAGGAGUUGGCCAGCUUGGGCUCAGCUCUGACGGACCUCAUUAAGACUUAUGAGUGUGUGAACCAGCUCUCAGCCAGGACACUGGCAUCGCUUCAGAACUGUCUACAGCAGCAAUUUAACGACCUGGCUCAAGAGUUCCAUCGCUGGCUUUCAGAACAGAGGGAAAUUGUGAAGGAGUGCUCUGACAGAUCAGGAGACACUUACAUUGUAGAACGCAAGCUACAGAAGCUGAAGGGUGCCAUGGAACGUGUGGAGGAAGGUGAGAUGCGUCUUACUCAGGUUUGUGAGGAAGGUGAGAAGCUCCUGCUCCACCUCCCUAAAGCCAGUGCUGGGCAGGUACAACAGCACCUUUCCUCCAUUCAGCAGGACUGGGACAGCUUUGUAGAGCAGUGCAGGCAGAACCAACAAAUCCUGGAGGACAGUGCUUCCCUGAUGAAAGGGUUUGAAAGCCGUCUGAAGAAGCUGAAGUGGUGGUUGGAGCAUAUGGAAAAGAGGAUGACCACUGACCUUCUUGAAGCAAAGCAGCGUGGUCCUGAGAAGGCUAUACUUGAACAAGUGGAGGAGUAUCAGCAGGAAGUGCUCAAAGAAAGGGAUUCCUUUGAGCGCCUGUGUCAGGAGGGCCAGGCGCUGAAUGAGGGUGGCCGAGGUGACGGUUGUGAGACCAGAGUGUCGGCUCAGCUGCAGUCACAGCACCAGGCUUUGCUGAGGCGUGUGAGAGAGACCAUGCGCAGCUGCCAGCUCACUUUACAGGAGCAACAGGCCUUCGAAGAGACACUGCAGGCUACCUGGGCCUGGCUUCACGGAGUCCAGGAACGCCUGGCUUCACUCAACAGCACAGUUGGCAACAAAGAAACUCUAGAGAAGAGGCUGGGGCUUGUACAGGAUAUACUGCUAAUGAAAGGUGAAGGUGAAGUCAAGCUCAACAUGACAGUGGGAAAAGGAGAACAAGUCCUGAAGCACAACAGAAUGGAGGGUCAGGAGGCCAUCUGUUCACAGCUGCAGAGCCUGAAGGAUGCUUGGGCCAAUAUGCUGAUGACCUCCAUGAGCUGCCACAGUCGCCUGGAGUGGACAGUGGCGCAGUGGACGAGCUUUCAGGAAAGCAAGAGUCAGCUGCUGCAGUGGAUGGAGUCAGUGGAACAGGAGGUAGGGAUGAGUCUACCUCAGCAGCCGGGACUCAAAGAAAAGUCGGCUCUGCUCGAGCGUCUCCGGGCCAUCCAAGCUGAUGUGGAUGCUCAUGCUACAGCGCUGUCACGCCUCACAGACAAAGCUGUGGAGAUGCAUGAAAAAACAUCUGACCAGACCUUUGGACCAGAGUCAAGGGCAGAGCUUAAUGCACACUUCGCUGACAUCUCAGCUGUUGUAAAGGGUAAAGUACAGUCCAUGCAAAGCAUUGUGUCUGAACAUGAGCAGUAUCUUGAUGCUGUGAGAGACUUUAAUGACUGGCUCAUAUCAGCAAAAGAGGAGCUCCAGCGUUGGUCAGACCUGUCUGGAGACUCAGUAUCCAUUAAAAGGAAGCUCUCGAAAGUACAGGAGUUGCUUGACUCCAAGCAGCGAGGCAGGGAGCGGCUGAACCGAGUUCAGAGAUGUGGGGCCGUCGCAAGGGAUCACACAGGCUCAGGGGGUUACGAGGCUAUGGAGCGUGAGGAAGCAACCCUGGUGUCGUCAUGGGAACAGUGGGAACGCGGGGCGCUACAGACAAGGACAAGUCUGGAAACUGCCUACUCUCAGAUAGCCAGCUCUGAACAAGAGUUCACCAGUCUUUCAGCACAGAUAGAACAGGAUCUGCAGGACUUCAACCGGCAGCUGCAGGACUGGCGCCUUCGAUUAGCCCAGGCGGAGGGAAAAACCGAUGGAGAGGAAGCUGUUAAAGGCUGGCAGAUUGCUAAGGACACUUUAGAAGAACUUGUUAAAGCUGAACUCAUGUUUGAUAGUCUGAAGACUCAACUGAAUGAUCUGUGCCGAUUCUCCAGAGACAUGGGCACACAGUCUGAAAGAGUGUCCGCUCUCAUUAAGGAAUACAACAGUUUGAGUCUCCAAGCUUCUAGGGAGUGUCAGAGCAAAGAGAAGCUGCUGGAACAAGGGUUCCGCUCUGCCUUCAGAGAGUUUCAACAGUGGUUGGUUAAUGCAAAGAUUAACACAGCCAAGUGCUUUGACGUACCUCAGAAUCUCAAUGAAGCCUCAUCUAGUUUGCAGAAAAUUCAGGAGUUCUUAAGUGACAAAGAACAAGGUCAGUCGAAGCUGAACAUGGUGGCUGUGAAUGGGGAGCUCAUCAGUAGUAUAGCAUCCAAAGACAAAGUGGAUACUGUUCGGGUUAAAAUGAACACCGCCCGAGAGGACUGGAAAACUAUGAUGUCCAACCUUCACAACAGAGAGUCCAAUCUGCAAAACCUUCUGUCUCAAAUGAAGGAUUUUGAGGCAAGUGCUGAGCCUCUGCAGGAGUGCCUGAACGCCACAGAGCUGGCUGUGCAGGAGAGCAGCACGAGGCUUCAUGACCUCACAGCAAAGAAGUUAGAGCUUCACAAGCUUCAGUCUGUGCUUGAGGAGUUAGCCUCUCUUGAGGUUCAGCUGAACAGGCUAAAAGAGAAGGCCCAGCUGCUGUGGGAUGAACACGCGGCCGGAAAGGGCUUUGUGCACCGUGUCUCGCAGCUCUCUGCUCAGUACCUAGCUUUAACCAACCUGACCAAGGAGAAGGCUUCACGGAUUGACCGAAUAGUCACUGAGCACCAGCUUUUCUCUCAAGGGCUAAAAGAGCUACAGAACUGGGUUGCGGACACCAGCCACAUGUUGCAGACCUACUGUGCUCCUACUGCAGACAAAAAUAUUCUGGAUAGCAGGAUGAUCAAACUGGAGGCUUUGCUAACUGCUCGUCAAGAGAAGGAGAUCCAGCUGAAGAUGCUGAUCACGAGAGGGGAGUCUGUUCAGAGAAACACCUCAUCUGAGGGUGUUCCAUUAGUCCAAAAACAAAUACAAGAACUGAAGGAUUCCUGGGAUGCUCUGCUCUCAGCUUCGAUCCAAUGCAAAAGUCAGCUGGAAGGUUCGUUGUCCCAGUGGACCAGUUACCAGGAGGAUGUUCGUCAGUUUGUGUCCUGGGUGGAGCGUGUGGAGGAGAGCCUUGACCCUGCUGAUAAACACUGUCCUGAGAUGAGAGACAAAACUGCAAAUCUAAGCAAAGCUAAGUUGCUGCAUGAAGAAGUGCUAAGUCACAGCACGCUUUUGGACACCAUCACUGCUAAGAGCACCAGUAUUGCUGAGAACUAUGUUACUCAGCUUGAGCUGCAGGAUCUGCAAGAGCGCUAUAAUACUAUCAAGGACAAUGCCAUGAGGGCAGUUGGCAAAGCAGAGGAAUUGGUGAAAGCUCACCAGGAGUAUCAGCGGGGCCUUCAGGCGUUUGAGGACUGGCUGGAACAAGAACAGGAGAAGCUUGGCUGCUACACUCAGCUGGAGGGGGAUGUGGACAUGCUGGAGGAGACGCUCCAAAAGCUGCAGGAACUGCAGCUGCACUGUACAGAAGGCCAGGCGUUGCUGAACACCUUGUUGGUCAGUCGAGAACUGGUGGUCCCCUGGGGCCUACCUCAGAUAGAAGACAGGGCUCUGGAGACGCUGCAGCAGGAGUGGAGACUGUAUCAGGCCCGCUUGGCUGAAACCCGUGCCCAGCUCAACAGUGCUCUGGCCAAACUGCGACAGAUGGAGCAGAAAUUUCAGUGUCUUGACAGCUGGCUGAAGGGAAUGGAGACCAAAGCGCAGCUGCGGAGCCAUCGACGGUCUGAUCGCACAACCAAAGACGCUCAACUCCAGCUCAUCAAGAGCUGGCAGGAGGAAGUUAUGGUUUAUCAAGAGGAAAUGGAGGGCCUCAGUCUGUUGGCUCAGCAGGUUCUGGAUGAGACUCACAUCAGCAGUCGAAUCAGUUCCAGAGCUACCCAAAUUACAGCCCGCUACCAUGCUCUGCUUCUGCACUUACUGGAGACGAUCAAACAGCUCCAAGAGGAAGUGUCUUGCAUUGAAGAAGCACAGUGUGUCUUCAGCACCUUCUCAGAUUGGCUCAGUACAGCCCAGAAUAACUUCAGUACCAUGACCAUAAGUGUUGAUGUUGUGGACCGCUUAGCCAUGGAGAGAAAAAUUAAGAAACUGGAGACUCUUCAGGCUGACAUGGAGCAGGGUCACACUUAUCUAAAGACGAUGAGAGAGAAAACUGAGCGAACCAUGGCAUUCCUGGAGGAGCCGGAAGCUGAGCAGCUGAAGGAGGAGGUGGACACUCGCCUCUUCCAGCUGGAGGAGCUAACAGCAGCUCUGCGCACAGAGCACAGCUGCCUGGAGAAAUGUAUCUCACUUUCUAAAGAUUUCAUGGACAAGUACAAAGCCCAGACCCAGUGGUUAAUGGAGACCAAGAAUCUUUUAGCAUCGAAUGUGGAGCCUAAAGCUGAACUCUACCAGAAGAAGGCUCAGCUAGCAAAGUACAAGACCAUCCAGCAAACAGUGCAGUCUCAUGAGCUAGCAGUGAAAUCUGUCAUCGAGAAGGGGGAAGCAUUGCUUGAUACAGUUCACGACCCCACUAUAAGUGACAAAAUAAAAAAACUGCAGACUGACUACCAAGAUCUCUGCUUAGCGGCCAAGACACAGGUCCAGAACCUUGUGGAAUGGGUGAAGGAGCAUGAGGACUAUAACAGUGAAUUACAGGAGGUGGAGAAGUGGCUCUUACAAAUGUCCAGUCGGCUUGUCACCUCUGACUCCAUGCAGACCAGCAGUAUGGAGAUGGCAACUCAGCAACUGGCCAGACACAAGGCAAUAAUGGAAGAGAUAGGGAGUUUUCAGGAUCGUCUCAAUACUUUAAAGCAGAAAGGAGAAGAUCUUGUUGCCAGCUGUACAGACCAAGUUCAAGCUAAGAUUAAUCAACAAGUGCAGGCUCAUCAACAGGGUACAAGAGACAGCUACUCUGCCAUCUGCAGCACCGCACAGCGGGUGUACCAGAGCCUGGACAGGGAGCUGCAGAAACAUGUGAGCCAUCAGGACACUCUUCAACAGUGCCAAACUUGGCUCUCCACAGUACAGAAAGAGCUCCAGCUCAAUGAUCAGGGACCAUCAGGUCUACAGGAGGCACUAAAGCAGGUGAAGCACUACAGGGCCCUUCAGGAACAGGCCAGUACUUAUCUGGAGUUGGUGUGUUCUGUGUGUGACCUGUCUGAUGAUGCUGUGAGAGUGACAGCAGCUGAAGUUCAACAGGUCAAACUUACGAUAGAGGAGAGGAUGUCUACGGCACAAGAGCUCUCAGAGGGCUGGAGGGAGAUCAAAGACCAAAAACAGGAUCUGAACAGCCUUUUCCAGGACAUGGAGCAGCAGCUCCUCAGCCUGUCCAGAAGGCCUGCAGAACUUGAGAUAAAGAUAGCUCAAAACAUGUUAACACAAGCCAAGGAAUGCAGCCAACAACUGCAGUCCAAACAGAGUAUCCUGACCAAGAUGACUGAGACUGUGAGCAGGCUGACUGGAGGCCAGGACUCUCAAGAACAUGCAGACCUGGAUCGUCUGAGCCAUUCUUGGCUUGAGCUCUGUCACCAGGCCAACAAGCUGCAAAACCAGAGGGAGGAGGACCUACAGAGAUCGAAAGAAUACCAUGACUGUAUCACUGCAGUGGAGGCACUGUUUGAACAGGUGUCCAAGGAGUGGGACAACCUGGCCAGAACGGAUGCUGAAAGUUCAUCUCAACAUCUGGAAGCUUUGCGUAAACUUGCUGUGACUCUUGAAGAACAAAAAGGUGCUCUUGAAGACCUCAAAGAGCAAAAACAAAAGGUCAUCCACCAUCUGAACUUGGAUGACAAGGAGCUGGUAAAGGAACAAAUCAGCCACUUUGAGCAGCGGUGGUCUCAGAUGCAAAACCUUAUUGAAAAGAAAAUCCAGGACUCAAUGAUAACUCUGGAAGAUAUGGGCCAGGUCGAAGCCCGUCUCAGAGAGGCUCGAGACUGGGCAGAGGAACAGCAGCCGGCUCUGUCUGAAGCGAUGAAGAUGAGCCCUCCACCGGAGCUGGCUCAGAGCUUCCUGUUUGAUCAUCUGAGCAUUUGCAGUGAGUUAGAGGCCAAGCAGCUCCUGCUGGACCAGGCCAUGACUGAUGCUGACAGGGUGUUGGCCCGCCUGGGCCUCAGCGAGCGCCAUCAUCUGCAGCAGAUGAUUGCAGACACCCAAUCUGUGGUUGAAUCUUUGAGUGUGAAGGUGGUGCAGCGCAGAAAACACCUCAGCAAAGCUUUCACUGAGAGGACCCAGUUCCUGAUGGCUGUGAGCCAGUCUAUUUCCUGGGUCCAUCAGAAUGAGAAAAAGGCCCAGGCAGAGGAGUACAUCGCUUUGUUGCCCGAUGAUCUGGCCAAGCAGGUCAGAACAUGUAGGAACAUUCAAAGUAGCCUGAAAGCCUAUCAGAGUGAGCUGACCUCCUUGUGGUCACAGGGAAGGGACCUGAUGAGGGAUGCCAGUGAAGACGAAAAGAAUGAGAUUCUCACAAAGUUGCAGGAGUUGCAAAACAUUUUUGAGAAAACGCUUCAUAGAUGUGGCCAAAAACUUCAGGAGCUUGAAAAAGUGCUUGUUUCUAGAAAGUAUUUCAAGACAGAUCUCGAGAAAAUCUGCCUGUGGUUAAAACAAGCAGACAUAAUCACAUUUCCUGAGAUCAAUCUCAUGGUUGGAGAUGCUGAGCUGGAAGCACAGUCAUUAAAGUAUCAGCAGGUUAUUGAACAGGCAAUCGAAUAUGAGAACCUCCUCCUAAUAGUACAAAGAGCUGGUCAGGAAAUCCUGCCGACCCUGAAUGAGGUAGAUCAUUGCUAUUUGGAUGAGAAACUGAACACCCUCCCACAGCAGUACAACAGCAUAUUAGCAUUAGCCAAAGAAAAACAGGAGAAAAUCCAGCAGGCCAUUUUCACACGGAAUGAGUACACUUCAUUUAUCGAUGUCACCCACAAAGCGCUGAAAGAGCUUGAAGAACAAUUUAAUAACCUUGGCACACAACCUGUAGGCUUGCAAACAGAAGAGGUGGUCAGUUUGCAGAGUGAUUAUAAAGCCAUCCAGGUGGAUCUUAGCAACCUGGGUCUAGCUGUGAGCGAACUGAACCAGAAGAAGGAGGGAUUUCGGAGCACAGGCCAGCCGUGGCGCCCAGAGGAAAUGACCCAGCUUGUGAGCUUGUACAAUGGCUUAAAGAGGCUGGUUGAACAGAAAGUAGAGCAUCUGGAUGAAACCCUGGAGUCUUUUGAGGACCACAAGGCCAUGGCUAUGCAGGUUGACUCUGAAUUAAAGGCCACAAAAGAGCAGCUGGUCAAAGUUAAUGCUGAGACACAGUCGGCUGAGGAGAGGCUGAAGAACUACCAUGCCCUGGCAGGGAGUCUCCAGAGUGCCAAUUCUCACUUAUCGAGGCUCAUGGAACAGAUGGACACUCUGGCCCCUCGUGUGGACCAGGCAGCUCAUGAUGCCUCCAAAGAACAGGUGGUUCUGUGGCAAGACGAGCUAAGGUCUUUACAGGCGGCGGUAGGAGAGCUGAUCGAAGAGUGUGAGAACAGGUUCAUUCAAAGUAAAGAUUUUGAGACCGAGAUGAAAAGGACUCUGGACUGGUUGCAGCAAGUCAGGGAUGAGCUGGGCUAUGCUGUUAUUGUGGAUGUCAGGGUGGAAAAGGUGCAGGAGGAGAUCAGGAAGCAGCAGAUCAUGCAGGAGGAGGUGCAGUCCAGACUGAGAAUAGUCGCAGCUCUUAGUAGCAGGGAGAAGCAGAAGUACAUCAGCGCCAAUGAACUCGUCCCAAUCCACGUGGAUACAAGCCUAGAAGAAAUGGCAAAGCUGCAGGCUGAUGUUCAGAAAGCUCUGAGCUCUAAACAGAUUACUCUGGAGGAAGCCCUGGUGUUCUGUCAGAAAUACCACUUCAGGAUGCAGUCAGCCUGUGAAUGGUUGGAGGAUGCUGUAUCCUUCCUGCAGCAAGCAAGCCUAGGUGUGGACGUGGAAAACUAUGAAGAGUGUCUCCGGCAGCAGGGGGGGAUCAUGGCAACGGAGCAGGAGUUCCUCAUCCACCUGGAAGAGCUGCAGACUCUGAUGCCUCAGCUGGAGAAUCUGGUCAACCCCACAGCAAAAGAGCAGCUCAGGGUCAGCGUCCAGUCAGCAAAGCAGAGGGGUGUGGAAGUUCGAGAUCAGCUUCAGUGUCACCAGGAUGUUCUUCACAGCUGUGUGGCCCAGUGGAAGUCAUACCAGGAAGCCAGGCAGACUGUCAUUGAGCUAAUGAAUGAGGCCGAAAAGAAGCUGACUGAAUUUUCAACGGCAAAGGCAGCCACGAGCCAGGAGGCUGAAGAGAAACUCUGCAGUCAUCGAUCCCUUGUAUCGCUGGUGAAUGGUUUUCAAGAGAAGCUGAGUGGUUUAGAGGAGCAGGCUGCCCAGCUGGAGUUGGUGGGCAGUGAUGCCAGCAAGGCCACAAUCAGCCGCUCCAUGACGACCGUGUGGCAGCGCUGGACACGGCUACGCAGUGUGGCACGGGGACAGGAGAGAGUGCUGGAGGACACAGCACAGGAGUGGUGGACUUUCAGAGAGAAGAUGGUGAAAGUCCGAGCGGUCGCUGACGAGCUGCAGAGUCGUGUCCCGGACAGUGCUGUGGAGAAGGCCUCCAAAGCCACACUGCAGUCACUUCUGGACCAGCAUGAUUUGUUGAGCCAAGAUCUAGAGAGAGAGCUGUCAUCCCUCACACUGCUGCGACAGUAUGCCCUCAGCCUGCUGCAUGACGUGGAAGUGCCUUCUCCAACCAAUGACCAAGAAGAACUGCCCAGCCUCAAGGAGAUCCGAGCUGUGCAGGACCAAAUGGAAAGCCUCCUGACACAGUCCCGGACCAAGCGAGCACAGGCAGCUCAGGAACUGAGAGACAGAGAGGAGGUGGAGAAGGAGCUUAGUGUUGUAAAAACCUGGAUUCAGGAGACCAGGGAACUCCUCCUCAAUCCCACACCAGACAUUGAUUCUUUACUGCAAGAGCUCGAGGUUGUACAUGGAGAUGUGAUCACCUAUCGCCAGAAUGUGGAUAAAUUAGCAGAGCAGCAACAGAGCAAGUACUUGGACCUCUACACCAUACUACCCUCUGAAAUCUCCAUGCAGCUGGCUGAGGUUUCACUUGCACUAGGUGCUAUUGAGGAUCAGGUUCUUUUAAAAGAGAGAGAGAUUCAGAAGACUAGAGAAAUUAAAGAGGACUUCAGCUCCAGAAUACAUGACAUCUCAGAGAAACUGAAAGCUGUUUCUGCUAAAUUCAAGGAAAAAUCCCCAGAUGUUGAACAUGCCAAAGAAGAAGUGAAGAGCCUGGCUGAGGACUUGGAUAGCUGUGGUCACACGCUCUCUGAAUUAGAUGCUGCUGUACAAGAAUUUGGCCGCAGAAAUCCUCUUCUGGCCAAACAGCUAAGUGAUGCCAUCAACAAGCUAUCUGAGAUGCAUCACCAGACAACACGACUAGCUGACUGCAGAAACAACUGGCUCAAGAAGGCUGUCUGCUAUUUAGAUGAGUAUAAUGAGAUGCUGGACUUCAUUUUGAGGUGGUCAGAGAAAGCCAAAAGCCUGGUGAGGGCAAACAUCAUCUGGAAUUCCUCCGUUCAUUUGCAGGAACAAAUACGAAUGUACCAGGCUGUCCUGCGAGAAUCUCGAGAACUUCAUGGAGACCUGGAAUCUAUGGUGGAGAAGGUGGAUCUCCUGUCUGAGGUGCUGCAGGUUGAGACUAUGAGUCAGCAGGUAUGUGAACUGAGUCGGCACACCGAGGAACUCCAGCAAAACAUCAAGAUCCGACUCCAGAGCUUGGAAGAUGCAGAUAAGAGUAUGGAAGCCCUGGAGUAUGAAGUGAAGGCCCUGCAUGUUGCCCUGGAGCAGGUCCAAGCCACACUGACCUCACCAGAGUUGGCACGUCAAAGCCUUAAAGAACAGCUGACUCAGAGACAGCGUCUUCUGGCAGAUAUGGAGAGCUUCAAGCAGCAGGUCCAGGCAGUUCAGCUGUGUCAGAGUGCUCUGCAGGUCCCAGAGGAGGUGAUGCCCAACCUGGCCAUCUGUCGCACUGGUCUGCGUCUGCAGCAGGAAGCCAGUCAUCUGCAGCAUGUGGCCAUUCAGCAGUGCAACAUCCUCCAGGAGGCUGUUGUGCAAUACGAGCAAUAUGAACAGGAAGUUAGAGACCUGCAGGGGCUGAUUGAAGAAGCACACCGUGUCAUUCAGGACCGACCGAUCCCAUCAAGCAACAUCCAGGAGCUGCAAGCACAGAUCCUUCACCACGAAGAACUAGCCCAGAAGAUCAAAGGUUAUCAAGAGCAGAUUGCUUCGCUGAAUUCAAAGUGCAAGAUGUUGGCAGUAAAGGCGAAGCAUGCCACCAUGCUGCUGACGGUCAGCGAUAUCGAGGGACUGCCUGAGGUCUUACAUGACAUGGACGAAGAGAAAGCAAAGAAAACAACAGCACAAGCUGUUAUGAUAACUGCCGGUCGCUGUCACACGCUCCUGUCUCCGGUAACGGAGGAGUCUGGGGAGGAAGGCACUAACAGUGAGCUGUCAUCUCCUCCUGUGUGUCGCUCUCCUUCCCCUGUCACUCAUACCGAGGCCGCUGUUUCCAAGAUUGGCCGAGGAACACUCACAAGAGCCCCAAUCCAAGAACUGUAUGACCCAACAUUUGAGUCUGUGGCCAAUUUAGAUGACCUGCAGCGCUCCUGGGAGACAUUAAAGAAUGUGAUCAGCGAGAAGCAGAGGUCUUUGUAUGAAGCUCUUGAGAGGCAACAGUAUUACCAGGGUUCCCUUCAGUCCAUCUCUUCUAAAAUGGAGGCUCUAGAGAACAAACUGAGUGAGCCACUGGAGGCAGAUAAAUGCCCUGAAAGUCAUGUUAAGGCCCACAAGGAUAUCAUACAUGAGAUUCAGAGUGUGCAGGAGGAGAUAGACCGGCUACAGACCAGCUUCACAGAUGAUCUGGCCACUGAUGUCAUGAACUCGGACAUGGCCAACCAGCUGGCGAUGCAGUCGUCCUUGUCUGUCUUAGCCGAACGGAUGGCCACAAUUCACAUGAAGGCCUCAGGGAAACAGCAGCUCCUUGAGGAGCGUGUCAGUGAUCGUCUGGAGAGUGAGCGUCAGGAACAGGCCGUCCAGCUGUACCACACUCAGGCAGAUGUGCUGGACCAGUGGCUGGUGCAAGCACAAAUGACAGUCCACUCCAUCCUCCAACCCACACACAUGGAUGAGAUGGAAAUGGAAAAGCAGCUGGCAGAGUGUCAGAACAUGCUGUUGGAGAUUGAAGAGAAGGUGUCGGCCCUGUCAGAGCUGUCCAUGCACAGUGACAAUCUGCUGAUGGAAGGUCGGAGAGAGACUAGAGGGGAGGCCCAACAUUUAGCCAGGAGGUUACACACGUUGAAGAGUGGUUUGUUGGAGCUACAGAGGAUGCUGCAAGACAAACAGAAUACUAUCCAGGGCUCUCUGCAGGAGCAGGAGGACAGUGAAUCCGACUCCAGCCUCUCUCAGAGUCCCAGUGUGCAGGACUGGCUAGCCCAGGCUCGAACCACACGCUCCCAACAGCAUCAGGACACUCUACAGAGACAGAGGGAACUGGAGGAGCAGCUUGCAGAGCAGAAAAAGCUGCUUCAGUCAGUUGCCAGCAGAGGAGAGGAAAUCCUCAUCCAGCAGGCCUCUCCUAGCAGUGCCACCACAGCAGAGCCAUUUUCAUCUGUAGCUUUCGCUGAGAGGGAAGCUCAGGCUGCACAAGAGCAGAUGAGGCAAAGAUGGGAGAGCAUGAGACUAGAGCUCAAAACCAAACUGCAACUCCUGCAGAAAACUCUGGAGCAGGACCACAAGCAACCGGUUUUUUCUAGACCAUCUCGUGUGACCACGGUUGGGACGUUGUUUAAAGGAGAGACCAAAGCUGACAAGGCCUGCCUUAAAACUCUGUAUGACAUCUUCAGACAGUCAAUAGAAGACAUGACCACUCAGCCUGGUGGUGGUGAGACACAGGUGGUGCAAAUGGAACAGCAGCUCUACACAGCUGUGUCAUCCACCUCCUCCUGGUUAGAUGGUGUGGAGAACAACGUCUUCUCUGGCUCAGUGCUGCUGGCUGAAAAUGCAGAGACGCAACUACAAAAACAAGAGACUUUAGAAAACGAUGUGAGGCAUGUCACAGAGGAUGUCAAGCUCAGCAAGGCUCUACUGGCUGGGUCUUCAGGGCUGAGGCGAGAGGAUCAGGCACUGCUGGAGGACAACCUAGACUGCCUGAAAGAAAGACUGGGAGCACUGGGUUGUGCUCUGGGACAGCGCUGUGACCACAUGAGAACGAGAGCACAAGAACUUACCACCUAUCAGACUGAGUUACAACUUCUCCAAACUGCUUUAAUUGAGACCAAGUGCCAGAUUCUUCAGGCUUUAGCUGGAGCCAUGGAUAGACCAGCCUCAAAACAACUGGAGGUUAUUGCGAGUGCAGAGGACAGCCUGAAAGACUUCGAACAGAGGAUCACAGACCUUAAAACCAGAGGAGCAGCUCUACAGGCCGAUCAGAUAUCAACCAACAAACUACUGAAACUCCAGGAUUCCUAUGAGGAACUGGUGAUGACAGUGGGUUCCCGUCGCAGUGGUCUAAACCAGAACAUGGCUUUGAAGGAGCAGUACGAGCGUGCUCUGCAGGACCUGACUGACUUGGUGGACACAGCUAGAGACAAGAUGGCUGCUGAUCAGAGGAUCAUUGCCAGCUCUGUAGAAGAAGUCCAGAAUCACCUAGACAAGCAUAAGGAGUUCUUUCAGGGUUUGGAAUCCCAUAUGAUUUUAACAGAAACAUACUUCAAGAAAAUCAGUGCUCUGAUGUUUCCCAAAGAGAGCCAAGCCCUGGAGGAGACACUGGUCCAGGCUCAGAGAAUCCUCAAAGAAGCACAUAGCAAGGGCGUUGAGCUGGAGUGUAUCCUUGAGACAUGGUGUCGCUUGGCGCAAGACUAUCAGAGCCUGAACCGACAGUUGGAGGCAGUUGAAGGAAGUAUCCCUACUGUUGGACUGGUGGAGGAGACUGAAGAACGGCUGCUUGACAGAAUCUCAUUGUAUCAGGGUCUAAAAGGGAGGCUGACAGAGCACCAGCACAGACUCUACCAGGUGUUGGAUGAGGGUAAACAUCUCUUGCAGUCAGUGUGCUGCCCUGCAUUAGAAAAUCAGCUCGCCCUUCUGGGGGAUCACUGGCUCAAUAACACCACAAAAGUCAACAAAGAGUUGCAGCGACUGGAGGCUACCCUAAAGCACUGGACCAGGUAUCAGAGGGAGUAUGCAGAGCUCAGUGAAUGGCUACAGUCUGCAAUGGAGCGUCUGGAGUUUUGGAACACCCAGGCUGUUCUAGUCCCUCAGGAGCUGGAAAGUGUCAGAGACCAUCUCGCUGCUUUUCUUGAGUUUUCUAAAGAAGUCGAAGGCAAAUCCAGCCUAAAGAUCUCAGUUGUAACCGUGGGCAAUCAGCUGCUGCGUCUGAAGAAAGUCGACACAGUGGUGCUGCGAUCGGAUCUGGCCCGCAUUGACACUCAGUGGACCGAGCUGCUCACACGCAUCCCAGUGGUGCAGGAGAAGCUGCAUCAGAUUCAAAUGGAGAAGUUGGCCUCUCGUCAUGCCAUCUCUGAACUGUUCAACUGGAUAUCAUUAAUGGAGAAUGUGAUUGAGGAGGACGAAGAAAAUCUCAAGAGUGCAGUGGGCUCCAGUGUGAUUCAGGACUAUCUGCAGAAAUACAAGGGUUUUAGAGUAGAUCUAAGCUGUAAGCAGCUGACUGUGGACUUUGUGAACCAGUCAGUGUUGCAGAUCAGCAGUCAGGAUGCGGAGAGCAAGCGCAGUGACAAGACAGAUUUUGCUGAGCGACUGGGAGCUAUGAACCGACGCUGGCAGAUCCUACAAGGCCGCAUUAAUGAGAGGAUCCAGUUCCUGGAGAGCCUGUUGGAGAUGUGGCUGGAGUAUGAGAGCAGCGUCCAGACCUUGAAGUCCUGGAUGGCCACACAAGAAGAACGGCUGAAAAGGAAACACAGGAUCGAGGACCUGACUUCUGUGCAGAAUGCACUCAAAGACUGCCAGGAAAUGGAGGACAUGGUGAAGGAAAAAGAGAAAGAAUUAGAGAGGGUGGAGGAGCAGGGGUGUGCCCUUGUCCAAAAUAAGACCGAUGAGGCGUGUGCUAUCGUCAUGGAGACACUGCAGGGUGUCAAUCACACCUGGGCAAACUUGGACCACUUGAUUGGGCAGCUGAAAAUCAGCCUGAAGUCAGUGUUGGAUCAGUGGAGCCUCUACAAACAGGCCUCAGAAGAGAUCAAUGGCUACCUGAUGGAGGGAAGAUAUUCUGUGUCUCGCUUCCGCCUCCUCACUGGCUCCCUGGAGGCUGUUCAGCUGCAAGUGCAGAGUCUGGAGAAUUUGCAAGAAGAACUGGAGAAACAAGAGAGCAGCCUGAGAAAGUUUGGUGCUGUGACCCACCAGCUGCUGAAGGAGUGUCACCCUUCAGUAUCAGAUUCACUCAACACCACCCUUAAGGAUGUCAAUGGAAGGUGGACUGGGCUACUAGAAGAGAUUGCAGAGCGUCUGAGAAGCAGCAAAGCCCUGCUUCAGCUAUGGCAGCGCUAUAAGGAGCUUUAUGAGCAGAGCUGCAGCAGUAUCCAGCUGCAUGAGGAGAAGGCGGGCCAUCUCCUCAAGACCGCCUGCAGCAAGGACAUCGCUGAUGAGCAAGUGUCCGACUGGAUCCACGAAUGCAGCGAGGUGCUUCGGUCGCAGGCUCCGGUACAGGCCUCCCUGCAGGUUUUACAAGAACUAGGUGAUCAACUCAAACAGCAGGUGGACACAUCAGCGGCAUCUGCCAUUCAGUCCGAUCAUCUGUCACUCAGCCAGCGCCUUUCUUCUGUAGAACAGGCUCUCACAAGACAACUCACCACACUCCAGACUGGAGUCCAAGACUAUGAAACUUUUAAUGAUCAGCUGGAUUCAUUGGGAAGCUGGAUAGCUGAAGCUGAGGAGGCUCUGAGGACUCAAGAUCCCAACGGCACCACUGAUCUCACAGUCAUUCAAGACCGGAUGGAGGAGCUUAAGAGACUCAUGCUGAAAUUCAGCAGCAUGGCCCCUGAAUUAGAGCGUCUGAAUGAACUCGGUUACCGCCUCCCUCUCAAUGAUUCAGAGAUCAAGCGCAUGCAGAACCUCAACAGGAGCUGGUCAACAGCCUCUGCACAGACAACGGAGAGAUUCAGCAAGCUGCAGUCAUUCCUGCUGCAGCAACAGACAUUCCUAGAGAAGUGUGAAACCUGGAUGGAGUUUUUGGUCCAAACAGAAGAAAAUCUUGCCGUAGAAAUUUCUGGGAACUACCAGAGUUUGAUGGAGCAGCAAAAGGCUCAUGAGUUAUUCCAAGCUGAGAUGUUCAGUCGUCAGCAGAUUCUUCAUUCGAUCAUUAGUGAUGGACAGAGGAUGUUAGAGCAAGGCCAGGUUGAUGACAGAGAUGAGUUCAACCUGAAGUUGGCACUGCUGAGUAACCAGUGGCAGGGCGUCGUGCGUCGUGCCCAGCAGAGGCGGGGCAUCAUUGACGGCCUCAUCCGUCAGUGGCAGCGCUACAGAGAAAUGGUAGAGAAGCUGCGGAAGUGGCUUGUGGAGGUCUCCCACCCUGCAGAGGCGCCUCAGACAGGGACCACUGUGCCUCUGCAGCAAGCCCGCUCCAUGCUGGAUGCUGUACAGCUGAAGGAAAAGGUGCUACAGCGCCAGCAGGGCAGCUAUAUUCUGACAGUGGAGGCCGGCAAGCAGCUGCUCCUCUCAGCUGAUAGCCGGGCUGAGGCGUCACUGCAGGCAGAGCUUACAGAUAUCCAGGAGCGAUGGAAACAAGCCAGUGUCUGCCUGGAUGAACAGAAGAAAGAGCUGGCCACCUUGUUAAAGGACUGGGAGAGGUGUGAGAGAGGUAUCUGUGGAUCACUGGAAAAACUUCGAGCUUUCAAACGCCAACUCACUCAGCCUCUUCCUCAUCACCAGGAGGACCUACAAGCUGAGCAGAUGCGCUGCAAGGACCUAGAGAACACAUUUGACGGCUGGACUGGGGACCUGGCCCAUCUGACUGUGCUGAGAGAGUCACUGUCAUGCUACAUCAGCGCUGAAGACCUUUCAGUCUUGCAGGAGCGUAUCGAGCUCCUGCAUCGACAGUGGGAUGAAAUCUGCCACCAGCUAUCACUACGGAGGCAGCAGGUAAAUGAGAAACUGAAUGAGUGGACUGUAUUUAGUGAGAAAUACAAGGAACUCUGUGAAUGGCUCACCAACAUGGAGAGCAAAGUUUCCCAGAAUGGAGACAUCAGCAUUGAGGAGAUGAUUGAGAAACUCAGAAAGGACUACCAGGAGGAGAUUACCAUGGCUGAAGAGAACAAGCUGCACCUACACCAGCUGGGGGAGCGCCUCGCAAGAGCCAGUCACCAAAGCAAAGCCACUGAAAUUGAACAAAAGCUCAGCAAAGUUAGUGACCGCUGGCAGCACCUCCUGGAUCUGAUUGGAGCGAGAGUGAAGAAGCUGAGAGAGACUCUUGUGGCUGUGCAGCAGCUGGAUAAGAAUAUGAGCAGCCUGCGCUCAUGGCUGGCUCACAUUGAGACAGAACUGUCCAAACCUAUUGCCUACGACACCUGUGACUUCCAGGAGAUUCAGAGGAAACUCGGUCUGCAGCAGGAGCUUCAGCGUGACAUCGAGAAGCACAGUACAGGAGUGGCAUCUGUGCUGAAUCUUUGUGAGGUGCUUCUGCACGACUGUGACGCCUGCGCCACCGAUGCAGAGUGUGACUCCAUCCAGCAGGCCACUCGUAGCCUUGAUCGCCGCUGGAGGAGCAUCUGUGCCUUGUCUAUGGAGCGGAGACUCAAGAUUGAGGAGACGUGGCGUUUGUGGCAGAAAUUCUUAGAUGACUUUGCACGAUUUGAUGAGAGGCUGGCUACUUCAGAAAAAACUGCUGCUCUUCCCAAUUCCUCUGGUGUCUUGUACACUGUAGCAAAGGAGGAACUGAAGAAAUUUGAGGCCUUCCAGAGGCAAGUCCAUGAAAGCCUGACCCAACUUGAAUUAAUCAACAAGCAAUACCGCCGUCUGGCCAGAGAGAACCGCACUGACUCGUCCUGUCGCCUGAGAGAGAUGGCUCACGAUGCUAAUCAGCGAUGGGACAACCUGCAGAAGAGAGUAGUAUCAAUCCUCCGCAGGCUCAAGCACUUUAUUAAUCAGAGAGAGGAGUUUGAAACAGCCAGAGAUGGCAUCCUUGUGUGGCUGACUGAGAUGGACCUGCAGCUGACCAACAUUGAACAUUUUUCUGAAUGUGACAUCCAGGCCAAGAUCAAACAGCUCAGGUCCUUCCAGCAGGAGAUUUCCCUGACCACAGCCAAAAUUGAACACAUCUUCCACCAGGGAGAGGCGCUGAUAGAGAAGAGUGAACCCCUGGAUGCUGCAGUUAUCGAAGAGGAGCUGGAAGAGCUGCAGCGCUACUGCCAGGAAGUGUUCGGCCGAGUAGAGCGCUACUACAAGAAGCUCAUCCGUCUCCCUCUUGCAGACGACGAUACUGAAGUGUCAUUUUCAGACCGUGAGCUGGAGCUGGACGAGCCCGGCGAUUUGUCCAACGUGCCGUGGAAUGAGCGUUUGGGGGAUGGAUUCUUGUCGCCUCUGCCUUCUUCUGGGCGAUCGGCCUCCCUGGCAGCCCAGCUGAGGACCGAGCGUUCUGGCAGAGACACCCCUGCCAGCGUGGACUCCAUUCCUCUGGAGUGGGACCAUGACUAUGACCUGAGUCGUGGUCUGGAGAGUGCCAGCAGGGCUCUGAGAGAGCAGCAGAGUGAAGAGGGAGAGUUCCUCCAGCGGGCUGCUUCAGCCUUAUCCGAUGUACUGAUCCCAGAGAGCCCCGAGGCCUAUGUUAAACUAACAGAACAAACACUGAGGUCCUCCACUGGUGAGGUUGCCUCUUCAGAUUCGCAUACCCACCCUCUGGACACCAGCCGUUUCCAGUUGGACAGCAGCCGCAGUCGAACGCCAACGAGCGCAGAACUGGAUGGAUCAUACAUGGGAUACAUGCGACUCCUCGGCGAGUGCCGUGGCAGUAUUGACACAGUGAAGAGGAUGGGUUUUGAGCUGAAAGAAGAAGAGGACAAAGCGUCUGGACUCGCAGAUCCCAGCAGCUCUGAGUCCCAGACAUCAGGUGUAAUUGAGCGCUGGGAGCUUCUGCAGGCUCAGGACCUGAGCAAAGAGAUGCGCACAAAGCAGAACCAGCAGCAGUGGCAGCAGCUGAACUCUGAUUUGAAUAAUGUGUGGACUUGGUUGGGUCAAACUGAGGAGGAACUGGAGCAGCAGCAGAGGCUGGACCUCAGCACUAAUAUACAGACCAUCGAACAGCACAUUAAAAAACUAAAGGAGCUGCAAAAGGCUUACGACAAGCGGAAGGCCAUUGUACUUUCUAUCAACUUAUGCAGCGCUGAGUUUGUGCAGUCGGACACAGAAGAAACCUGCGAACUACAAGCCAGACUGAAAGACAUGAAUAACCGCUGGGACAAACUGGGCGCAUCGCUGGAUGAGUGGAGGACCUCUUUACAGGAAGCUCUGAUGCAAUGUCAAGAAUUCCAUGAGAUGAGCCAUGGUUUGCUGCUCUGGUUGGAAAAUAUUGACCGUAGGAGGAAUGAGGUGGUUCCCAUUGACCCCAUCCAGGACAGUGACACCCUCCAAGAGCAUCAUAAAACAUUUACACAAAUCCGCCAGGAGUUGCUGGACUCUCAGCUGAAAGUGGCUUCCUUACAAGACAUGUCCCUGCAGUUGCUGGUCAACUCUCAGGGCAGUGACUGCUUGGAGGCCAAGGAGAAGGUGCAUGUGAUUGGAAACCGCCUGAAACUUCUGCUAAAGGAAGUAACCCGAGAUCUCAGAGAGCUGGCUAAGAUUCUAGACAUUACAAGUAGUCAGCAGGAUCUGUCUUCUUGGUCAUCUGCAGAUGAACUGGACACAUCUGGUUCCCUCAGUCCUGUAUCAGGAAGGAGCACACCAAGUCGUCAACGAUCGCAACGGGGCAAAUGUAGUCUGUCACAGCCUGGACCGUCUGUGAGCAGUCCACUCCACAGGUCUCUCGACGCUGGAUCCGCUUCCUCCCCUUCUGAUCCGGACGUGUCGUCGGCUCGUGGGUCGUCAUUCCUGCGGCGCGUUCUGUGGGCAGCGUUGCCUUUCCAGCUCGUCAUGCUGCUGUUAGUGAUCUUGGCCUUCCUGCUGCCUAUGUCUGAGGAGGACUACUGCUCUCAGUCAAACAACUUUGCUCAUUCCUUCUACCCGAUGCUCAGCUACACAAACGGACCACCGCCGGUGUAGGCGAACCCCUGAGAUCUCAGCACAAGACCUUAAUCUGACUGGCCCAACAUGUUGUGAGCAGAAGAAAAAACACAAAAGAAACUAACUGGUUCAUCUUCGCCAUCUCAGUAAAUAUCUUUGUGUGUAGCACAUACAUAGGAUUAAGCAUUUAACUAUCUGUGCGAUGCUCUGUCAACGAAGGAGCGUCUUUGGUGAAACAAGAUGACGAACCAAACUGUCUCGAGCUGGAUGAAGGAACUGUGGUUGUUUCAUUUCUCUCAAGAAAACUGGAGAGCACCAAAAUCCACUCCUGAAAUAUAGCCUGUGAAUUUGCUUGUAACUGAAAAAUUUGUACAAAUAACAUUUAAUAUAUCUUACAUUGCAAUUAUUUUUUUACCUGUAUUUUGGCAUGCAGUAAGAACCUUUGCUUUUAUUUACUUUGAUCCCACAUUGUCUGUGGUUAAACCAUCCAUUUUUAACUUGAAUUUCGUCAACUCAUUCAAGCCAUGUGUUUUAAUAUCAGAAUCAAAAUGAAUCUAACCUUUUCACAUCAGUCUCUCAUGGUCUUUAUACAUUUUGCUGUUUUAUUUUUUAACAUGAACUACGUCUGUAAGAUUGAGAAUUAUGACACAGAACUGUUGUAUAUUUUGUAUCUGUCCGUUCAGUAUCAAAUGUAUGACGGUCCCAGAUUAUUUAAUGUCUAUAUAAUGGUACAAAAUAAUAUGAAAAAUAUAUGUAUAUGCAACCAUCUGAAAGAAUGAAUGCCAAAACUUAAUUUUCA
This is a messenger RNA of Sphaeramia orbicularis (orbiculate cardinalfish), 27136 nucleotides long. RefSeq names its product spectrin repeat containing, nuclear envelope 1b (gene syne1b). The record is from RefSeq and is a predicted model, not a curated record. NCBI's taxonomy places the organism in Eukaryota, Metazoa, Chordata, Actinopteri, Kurtiformes, Apogonidae. Gene Ontology annotation, cellular component: membrane. Gene Ontology annotation, molecular function: protein binding. The transcript is spliced from 145 exons. Bases 16 to 26376 code for a protein of 8786 amino acids.